Molecule: messenger RNA, 487 nt
Organism: Dromiciops gliroides (monito del monte)
Lineage: Eukaryota; Metazoa; Chordata; Mammalia; Microbiotheria; Microbiotheriidae
Product: oocyte-secreted protein 3-like
Exons: 3
Coding region: 1-390 (129 amino acids)
Source: RefSeq, a predicted model, not a curated record
AUGCAAACAAAAGUCAACUGGAAGAACAAAAGUGUUGAGGUCAGGAGCCUUGCUCUGGGAUUGGUUACAAUGAAAACCUUUCUGGCCUUAGGAGUCCUGUGCCUACUUUUCUGCCUGGCUUGGGUCCAAGAAAAACAAGUGGACACAAGGUGUACUGAAAAUGUGCUCUGGGUGUUUGUGAAGAAAGAUCUGUUUGGUGAUGGUGUGCUCGUGCAAGCUGAAGAGCUGAAGCUUGGAACAGGCUGUCCAGUUACUACUGAGCUACCAGAUAAGUUUGAGCUACAAUACUUAGUGAGAUACUGUGGGAUCAAGAAAAUGGUAAGAGAUGAUAACGUGGGCAGUCACAUGUUGAAUCCACUCCAUUGUCUUUCUGGACCUGUUGCCUUAUAAUAUACAAAUCCAAGUGGAAAACAAACUGGUUUCUACUAAAGAAUUAUGGUUAUGAAGGCCUGGGGGCAAUCAGAACAAGAGAUGAAGAGUCAGUGUC